Molecule: messenger RNA, 1179 nt
Organism: Arabis nemorensis
Lineage: Eukaryota; Viridiplantae; Streptophyta; Magnoliopsida; Brassicales; Brassicaceae
Source: the annotation of a GenBank genome assembly
AUGGGAAGCAUCGAUGCUGCAGAGUUGGGUUCAGAGAAGAAAUCAAACCCGGGAAAAGCGACAAUUCUUGCAUUCGGAAAAGCCUUUCCUCACCAGCUAGUGAUGCAAGAGUACUUAGUCGAUGGAUACUUCAAAACCACCAAUUGUGAUGACCCUGAACUCAAACAGAAGCUUACUCGUCUCAGCAAGACAACGACGGUGAAGACGAGGUAUGUUGUGAUGUCGGAAGAGAUACUCAGAAAGUAUCCAGAACUAGCCAUUGAAGGAGGAUCCACAGUGACACAGCGUCUUGACAUCUGCAACAACGCUGUAACUGAAAUGGCAGUGGAAGCAUCCAGAGCCUGCAUCAAGAACUGGGGCCGUUCUAUUUCCGACAUAACUCACCUUGUCUAUGUCUCUUCAAGCGAAGCUCGUCUUCCUGGUGGCGACUUGUACUUAGCCAAAGGCCUUGGACUCAGUCCCGAGACACACCGUGUUCUGCUCUACUUCAUCGGUUGUUCUGGUGGCGUUGCGGGUCUCCGUGUAGCCAAAGACAUAGCCGAGAACAAUCCAGGAAGUAGAGUUUUGCUUGCCACUUCUGAAACGACCAUCAUUGGGUUCAAACCCCCGAGUGUGGAUAGACCAUAUGAUCUUGUCGGGGUUGCGUUGUUUGGUGAUGGAGCUGGAGCUAUGAUCAUUGGAUCCGAUCCAGACCCGAUUUCCGAGAAGCCUCUCUUUGAGCUUCACACUGCAAUUCAAAAUUUCCUACCAGACACGGAGAAGACGAUAGAUGGAAGGCUAACGGAACAAGGGAUAAACUUCAAGCUAUCGAGAGAGCUUCCACAGAUAAUAGAAGACAAUGUGGAGGGUUUCUGCAAGAAGCUAAUAGGAAAGGCAGGACUGGCUCAAAAAGACUAUAACCAGAUGUUCUGGGCAGUUCAUCCAGGUGGACCAGCCAUCUUGAACCGAAUGGAGAAGCGGCUAAACCUGUCACCUGAGAAGUUAAGUCCAAGCAGAAGAGCUCUCAUGGACUAUGGCAAUGCGAGUAGUAACUCAAUCGUUUAUGUGUUGGAGUACAUGUUGGAAGAGAGCCGGAAAGCGAAGAACACAAACGAAGGUGAAGACGAGUGGGGUCUGAUUCUGGCUUUUGGACCUGGUGUUACAUUUGAAGGCAUCGUUGCUCGAAACCUUGACGUCUGA